CAUGGCUGCAACCACUAGUCGGCUACGUGAACUUUUUCUAAUACUUUUAACAGCUUCGACAGCGGUGUCUUGGGACACUGAAGAGUUGGAAAUAUUUGAUCUUGUUGAAGAAAUUAAUAGAAAUUUUUAUGAAGUGUUAAAUGUCGAUCAGAGUGCCACUAGUACCGAAAUUAAGAAAGCCUACCGGAAACUGUCUCUACAGCUUCAUCCUGAUAAGAAUAGUGCCCCAGAUGCAGAGCAGCAGUUUAGACAGAUGGUUGCAGUUUAUGAAGUAUUAAAGGAUGAAGAAAGACGGAGCAGGUAUGACCGUGUUCUGGUGGAAGGCCUGCCCGACUGGCGACAACCAGUCUUCUAUUACCGCCGUGUUCGGAAACUGGGCAUGCUGGAACUGUCUGGUCUGCUGGCUCUAAUCAUCACCAUAGGCCAGUACCUUGUUGCCUGGUCCGUCUAUUUUGAGAGGAAACUGUCUUUGGAAGAUUUCUUUGAAAGUAAAAUGAAGAAAGAACAGAAGAAAAGAAGGAAAAACAAACAAGAAGCAGUUGAUCUCGAGGAAGAGAUACAGGAAGAACUAAAAUCUAUACCCAAACCCAGAGUCCUUGACCUUUGGCCAUUCCGCUUCCCAGGAUUCCUUGUAUAUCUGGUGAAGUCACUUCCUGGCCUGGUGAUGUGGCUGAAAGAAAGUUUUUCAAGGACACCCGACUCAGAAGAUGAAGAUUCUGAUGAUGAAGUAACUACCUCAGAGAUUGUACGUAAGCCCAAGAAGAAGCGUGUUGAGAUUCCAGUCUAUCAAGCGGAGUUGUACGAAGGAGCUAUGCCGGUAGUUGGUGCAGAGUGUACCUUGCCGUCACAUGAUGAGGAUUCAGAACACAAGCAAAUAAAGGUUGGCAAGUGGACUGAUGAAGAGAUGGUGCUGCUGGUGAAAGCUAAUAACAAGUUUCCUGGUGGGACUCAUCUUAGGUGGGAGAAAAUUGCAGACUUUGUUGGCCGGUCUGUGGAGGAGGUUCAGAUGAAAUCCAAGACAUUAAAGGGUUCUUACAGUAUGAAUCUCAGUUCAUCUAUUCAAGGUGGAAAUCCAAAAUUGAAGUUGGGGAAGAAACUGUGUGACAUCAGUGAUGAAAUAAUUACAAAGCAAGACAGUGCAUACACGGACGGUAUUGAUGAGGACAGACAGACAAGAAGACGGACAAAACUUCCCAAAACUGCAGAACGAACAUUAGUAAUAGCUCAAAAACCAGCAGAAGCAUCAAAACAUGGAACAAACGGAGUAUCAAACAAAAGUUCAGGAAAUUCUGAUUUAAAACCAGCAGAGAGUGAGGAUUUGUGGACACAGAAUCAACAGAUGAUCCUGGAAUACAUGUUAAGACAAUAUCCUAAGGGAACAGACAAGCGAUGGGAAACAAUAGCUGAACACAUACCAGGAAAAUCCACGGAAGAAUGCAUGGCUCGAUUCAAGUACUUAGUCGAUCUUGUCAAGAAAAAGAAGGAAGCAGAAAGAAAAGAUUCUUGAAUGUUGUCUUGUUCAAUUUCAAAAUGGCCCUUAUGGUCACGUGGUGCUGGCAUUUUACACAUUUAAUUUAUUAUUGGUUGUGUGACUAAAUAACUUACAUGUACAUUUGUAUCUGUAUGGUGCUGGCAUUGUACUAACAGCGCAGUCUCACAAUGUGACUUGCCUGUAGUGUCGUUCGAUAAUGGUUAGUCAUGGGGCAUACUGCAAUUGGAUUCAGUUACCUGUUCUAACCAGUGUUACAUGACUGGUAUGCAAAAAACUACAAUAUGUGUCUUGUCAUGGCUGUGGAAACACGCACAUUAUGAAAUGUUUGCUGUAUUCAGGAGUAGCUUACAUGUAUAUAUAAUACAUGUAGCAACAUGUUUUUUUUUUGUGCCGACAAAAGAAAUAAUCAAAAUUUACCAUAUGUUUGAUACCUAACUUAGCAUGUAAAUGGUGGCAGCAGGUUUACUUUAACUACAUGUUGUUUAGACAAAGUGUCAAAAUAAUGCUAAUCACCAAAUAGCUGUGGGUUACAACUAUACUGAGAUGGUGUCAACUAAACCGGUAUUCCUUUCAUUUCAUUUCACCAGUCAAAAUGUUAAUGUCUCACAUCCAAAUGUAAUUAUAUUGUAUAUACAGUGAAACCCAUCUAAACUGGACACCCUUGGUACCAAGUAAAAUGUCUGGUGUUAAGAGGUGUGUGGUUUAGAGAGGUUAAAUCUGUACUGAUUUUUAAAAAAGGACCAUAAAAAAUGUCCUGUUUUGGUGGAAUUCUGGUUUAGAGUUGGUCUGGUUUUCAGAGGUUUCACUGUAUACUAGUAUAUAUAUUGUACAUGUUUCAGAUUGUUACUGAAAACAUUUAUUUGUUUUGUUUAACGACAUCUCUAGAGCACAUUGAUUUAGUAAUCAUUGGCUAUUGGAUGUGAAACAUUUGGUAAUUCUAACAGUCAUAGAGAAACGAGAAGUAACCCAGUGGGCCCACCAACAGAGACUGAUCGUAAAUUGACGGUGCAGCGGGUGUGAUUUGCCACUGGACUACGUCCCUCCCUUCUGAUUGUUACUGAAAGUUACACUGUCAAAGUUCACCCUAAAGGCCUAAUCACACUGGAGAGUGUUGAUGAGAAGCUGUGCAGUGAAAAAAUGAAGUAAAGUUGACAAUGGUCACUUCUUGCACCCUUGUUUUGGCUUGGUACACCAAAAAUAUAACAUAUCUAUAUUACGGUAAUGUCACUGAAAUUCAUAUUUCAUAAAUAGUACGCAUUUUUUAUUAUACUAUUUCUUCAAACACAUCCAGCUGCAUUAGUAAUGUGCAAACAAACAAAAAUUCAAUAGCAAUUUCGCAUUGGAAUUUUUACAGCGUUCUGAAAAUGGAAACCUCAUGUCUCCAAUUUAUUGUUAUUGUAAGGAAUUACCAUUGGAUAUGUUAUAUUUAUUGUAUACGAAGCCAAACCAAGGGUGUGAACAGUGACUGUCGUCGACCUUAGUGCUUUUCAAAAGAUCCAGUCACACUGACCAUGGAACAGCCCAGUGGUAAACUGGUAAACUGCUCGCGAUAGAACUCAAAUCAAUUGUUUUUAAAUACUGCAUUGCAAAAUUGGAAUAUUACAAUUUGUUUUGUUUGUUUAAAAAUAUGAUAUGUAUGUAUGUGUAUAAUCAUUAUGUAUGUGUGUACAAAGAUAUAUAUAUAUAUAUAUAUAUAUAUAUAUAUAUACACACACACACGGUUGAGACUGGUCUUAACAGCCACCAUAAAUCCUGUCCAGUGCAUUUCGUUUAUUUUAUAUGUAUAUAAUGGCCACCUGUUUAACGCGGUUAGCGGCCACUAGACUGACCAAAAUGAACGGCCAUAAGAUAUAUACAUCUCUGUCACAGUUAAAUAUAAAGUCAGUGUUUUACCUAAGUUGAAGCAAACCGGGUACAUGUUCCAGUGCAUCAUUAAUCGUAUUUUCAUCUUAUAUAUCUGUGAUGUUGCAGGUCAUUUGCAAAGUGACUUGUCAUUGGUUGAAGAACACUAGCACCGAAGUUGCACAUACAUCCGACUCAACACUCAAAGGUAGUGUAUUCCAAAAUGUGUGAUUACUGAUUGCUAUAUAAAAGCUGUUUGCGGCAGUCUGCCAUGAUGUUUGUUCAGCCAUUACACAUUAAUAAACUUGCCCUUUUGUUAUUGUAUAAUGACUUCCUAGCUGCUACCUUUGUGUAUUUACAGUGAAUCCCCUGUAAGCAGGAUAUCUAUUGAACCAAGUAAAAUUGUCCCAGUUUUUAGGGGUUUGCAUUGACACAGAUGAUUUAGUUGUACUCUUGUUGUUUGUUUUCACAUGCAUUCUAUUCAUACUCAGCAUUAAAAUGUAUAUGUUUGGUGGUAAAGCACGGCCUUUUAUGUCUGGUUUCUUGAAGAUGUAUAGGUAUGUUUCAAUAAAGAACCUUUCUCUUA
This is a messenger RNA of Gigantopelta aegis, 3920 nucleotides long. Its product is annotated as dnaJ homolog subfamily C member 1-like. Lineage: Eukaryota; Metazoa; Mollusca; Gastropoda; Neomphalida; Peltospiridae. Gene Ontology annotation, cellular component: endomembrane system. The transcript is spliced from 10 exons. Bases 2 to 1507 code for a protein of 501 amino acids. The record is from RefSeq and is a predicted model, not a curated record.